Messenger RNA from Papilio machaon (common yellow swallowtail), 960 nucleotides. RefSeq names its product homeobox protein B-H2. The record is from RefSeq and is a predicted model, not a curated record. Gene Ontology annotation, biological process: regulation of transcription by RNA polymerase II; cell differentiation. Gene Ontology annotation, cellular component: nucleus. The coding region runs from base 1 to 960 and encodes 319 amino acids. The transcript is spliced from 4 exons. NCBI's taxonomy places the organism in Eukaryota, Metazoa, Arthropoda, Insecta, Lepidoptera, Papilionidae. Gene Ontology annotation, molecular function: DNA-binding transcription factor activity, RNA polymerase II-specific; RNA polymerase II cis-regulatory region sequence-specific DNA binding.
AUGCAGGACAGCCACAAGUCGUUCCUUAUCAAGGACCUGCUGGGCGACGUGCUGCGGCCCGGCGCGCCCGGUGCACCCGCUGCGACACACACGCAUGUCCAUGAAGAUGUAGAAAGGGAGAGCGGAUGUCAAUCCUCACCCAGCCACAACAUAGAGACCUCCGACCUCGAAGACGACAUUUCCGUAGGCGACAACCGCAGCGACACCUCCACACCCAAUAACAAAACUAGAUUCGGAUUCGACACCGACGCCGAUUGUUACCAGAAAAAAAUUGAUACAGAUGACACAGAACGAUCCUCCCCAGCCGAGUACAAUUUGAACCGGUUACAGAACUCAAGCUACAAUUCACCUUUUAAAGAAGAAGACAAUGAAUUCGAUAAUCGGGCGGAGGAGUCGAUGAAGCUGUACGAAAACGGUCUCUUUCAUUUGUACAGGACGGAAAGGGAUGGCAACAAGGAUGAUGCGGGCGAUGGGUUCAUGGCUGGUGGUCUAUCGGAGGGUAUUUACGGCAGAUCCAUGGACCUGUCAAAGAGUACCUUCCAGUCUCAGCUGUUGGCUGGAUUCGCGUCUGUAAUGGCUGGCAACUCGCAGAGAGAGUCGCAUGAGUCUGCUGAUCGUCAGCAAGCUAAGCCCACGACUUCUUCGGGUGGUCGCAAGCCGCGUCGCCGGCGCACAGCGUUCACACACGCGCAGCUCGCGUACCUUGAGCGCAAAUUUCGCUGCCAGAAGUACCUGAGCGUGGCGGACCGCGGGGACGUCGCCGACGCGCUAAGCCUCAGCGAGACACAAGUCAAGACAUGGUACCAGAACCGACGAACAAAAUGGAAACGACAAAAUCAACUUCGUUUGGAGCAGUUGCGCGCGCAGGCGGCAAGUGGCGAGCGGGAACUGCCGCAUGCGCUGCCGUUGGCUUGCGCUCUGCUGCCACCUUAUCCGCCAUACAUGCAUUGUCAUCUUUAA